Molecule: messenger RNA, 2020 nt
Organism: Dicentrarchus labrax (European seabass)
Lineage: Eukaryota; Metazoa; Chordata; Actinopteri; Moronidae
Gene: dnajb1b
Product: DnaJ heat shock protein family (Hsp40) member B1b
Exons: 3
Coding region: 188-1243 (351 amino acids)
Cellular component (GO): cytosol
Molecular function (GO): transcription corepressor activity; Hsp70 protein binding
Source: RefSeq, a predicted model, not a curated record
GCUGGGCGUGUCUUAGCUGACCUGUGACAGUUGAGGUUGUUCAGGCUCGUUGUGGAAAACUCUGGAAGUUUCUGAGCGGUUUAUAAGGAAAACCUUCGAGGUACAGCGCUCCGAGUUCAGACAGACGACCGACCGAGGACGUGCUACUGAAGUUCAGAGACAGUCUGUUUAUUAAAGAGGCCGCUGGAUGGUCAAAAUGGGAAAAGACUACUACGACAUUUUGGGAAUUAAGAGAGGAGCGUCGGAGGACGAUAUAAAGAAAGCUUAUCGUAAGCAGGCUCUGCGCUAUCACCCCGACAAAAACAAAUCACCGGGAGCCGAGGAGAAAUUCAAAGAGAUUGCCGAAGCUUACGACGUUUUGAGCGACCCAAAGAAAAAGGACAUCUACGAUCGUUAUGGUGAAGAAGGUCUGAAAGGCGGAGGCCCCUCAGGUGGUGGUGGUGGUGGUGGUCCUGGCACCUUCAGCUACACCUUCCAGGGCGACCCCCAUGCCAUCUUUGAAGAGUUCUUCGGUGGACGUAAUCCCUUUGGACAGUUCUUUGGUGCCCGCAAUGGAGGCAUGGAUGAGGAGAUGGACACUGAUGACCCUUUUGCCCGCUUUGGUAUGGGGGGCGGUGGAAUGGGCGGGUUCCCUCGCUCCUUCAGCUCCGGUAUGGGAGGAAUGGGCCCUCACAGUAGCGUUGUAAAGAAGCAGCAGGACCCCCCUGUGGUUCAUGAUCUCCAGGUGAGCUUGGAGGAAGUUCUUUCAGGCUGCACAAAGAAAAUGAAGAUCUCGCGUAAAAGGCUGAACCCCGACGGGCGAUCAAUAAGGCCAGAAGAUAAAAUCCUAGAGGUGCAGAUAAAGAAGGGGUGGAAAGAGGGCACGAAAAUCACAUUUCCCAAAGAGGGGGACGAGACUCCCACGAACAUUCCAGCUGAUGUGGUCUUUGUGUUGAAAGACAAGCCACAUCCAGUAUUCAAACGUGAAGGCUCUGACAUCAUUUACACAGCGAAAGUGUCCCUCAGAGAUGCCUUGUGUGGCUGCACAGUCAGUGCACCCACCUUGGAAGGCAAAACGGUGACCGUCUCAUCAACAGAUAUUGUGCAGCCAGGGAUGAAGCGGCGUGUCAGUGGCGAGGGGCUGCCUUAUCCCAAACGGCCAGAUCGUCGAGGUGACCUAAUAGUGGAGUUUGAGGUUAAGUUCCCAGAAAGGCUCAGCCAGAGCGCCCGGGACACCAUCGCUCAGGUCCUCCCACGAUCUUAAGCAAGUCCAACGGACCGCCAGGACUUUACAACUGUCAGACUAAGCUGCCAACUACUUUUUUUUUAUCAAUCAUCACAUGGACGUUCAUGUGGAGUCACACCAGACAAUAAAGGAGAGACUCAUGGGAUGGGAUUGUCAACCAUAGUGUAAAAACACCAUGGGAAAAUGUUGACCAUGAAUGACUGCAGCAUUUCAGAGGCUAGAAUGUAAAUAUGAAUGACACUGUUUGGUGUUUGGUUUACUGAAUAAGAUUAUAUUUUGAUGAAAAUAACUGUAUUAUAAUAUAUAAAAAAUAUGUGCACUAUUCUGUGGGAACUGCUUUGUUGGUAAUAAAGGUUCUCCCUAAAAAAGAUGUUUUCUUUUUGUAUGAAAUUGUAACAUAAAAACGUGCAUUGAAUUGUUUACAUAGUUAGGAUGGAACGCUUAUAAAGUGUGUAGAAAGAUUUCUGUAUGGAGAAGUCUACACUUCACAUCCAACUGAAAAGUUGCUGGCUGACUAAUAACAUGUCACUAUCAUCAUUAUGGAAAGAACAAGACAGACAUUAAAACUAGUGCUGUAAACCUGAACCGGGGUAUUGUUUGUGUUUUCCCUGUAGCCACUGCUGACACCAGAGUCAGCUCUGACAACAAGGGAAGGCUCAAGGGCUCUUGUGUCCUGUGAGUGACCUUGUAUUCUUUUACAUUCACAGAUGCUCCUGUCAUUGUAUCUGGCCAAUGACGGUCUGUUUGCCAAAGUCUUUCUCUGUUGCUAACCUCAAUAAAUGUGUACACUUCCAA